Molecule: messenger RNA, 3122 nt
Organism: Temnothorax curvispinosus
Lineage: Eukaryota; Metazoa; Arthropoda; Insecta; Hymenoptera; Formicidae
Product: zinc finger protein 888-like
Exons: 3
Coding region: 302-3049 (915 amino acids)
Biological process (GO): regulation of DNA-templated transcription
Cellular component (GO): nucleus
Molecular function (GO): zinc ion binding; RNA polymerase II cis-regulatory region sequence-specific DNA binding; DNA-binding transcription factor activity, RNA polymerase II-specific
Source: RefSeq, a predicted model, not a curated record
UUCCUACUCGAAUAUUUCAGAUACUUCUUACGUGUAUCUAUUUUAACCUAUGCAGCAGUUAAACGCUUCAGUAUUUUUUAAAAGAAGGAUCAGUACGUGUGAAUAGCAAUUCAGUUAAACAUUUAACGAUUAAACAUUUUCGUCCGCAAGAAUAUUAUUAUGGAGUCUAUGAUAUUCUUAAAAUGGUCAUAUUCUCAGGAAAAAGUCCGUUGAUACCGAUAUCUAUGGGAAUGUUACAUUUCUCAAAGAUAUAAAAUUAUUUCUUAAAACAUUGAGAAGGUUUCAUACAGAAUUUACAGAAAUGGAAGAUACGUGCCGUCUGUGUGGUAUUAAACUUGAUAUCGAAUAUUCCAAGUAUAUCUUUGAUAAGGCAACUAAUUUGGCGCAGAUAAUAAAUGAGACUUUACCAAUCAAGGUCUCGCAAGAUGAUCAUUCCAAGUCGAAACAUAUAUGUUUAGACUGUUACAAUAAAGUUAUCAGUCAUUAUGAGUUCGUUCAAAAUGUAUUGGCAUGCUCGAAGGAAAGCAAGACAAAAAUCAACUCUUUCUUCGAAGUCAAUAGAAAUGAGAAAUUGGAAAAUGUGGUAAUUUCUAAACUGCAGAGUGAUAUGAUAUGCACCUGUCCAAAUUGCAACAAAGAUUUAAUACUCUUGUUAAAGAACAAUUCUGAAGAUAGUAAUUAUGCAUUUGACAUUUUAUUGGCUGUUGUGGAUCAAAUAGAAAAAGUAGAAUCAGUAGAAGAAAAUAGUCAAAUAUUUGAAGACACAAUGGAGUUUGUUAACGUCUCUGCACAGAACUCAAGUACAGAUAGUAAAUUACGUGGAUUGUCAUUGAAUCAUAACAUCGUCGAAGAGGAUGUGACAAAUGAUAACAAGCAAGAUAUCAAUGGGAUACAUAGAAGCUCGAAAAGUGAUACUAGCCAUACAAAUCUUAACAUUACAUUGCAAAAAAUUGAUGUACCAUGUGAACCGAGUAAAGGUACAAAGAGAAAGUAUCAAGUAGGCGUUUCUACUGAAACAUCUAUUAAUCCUACUAAGUUGCAAAAACUACAAGCAAGAUUAGAUGCAAUAAAACAAGAUGUCGAUGAAUUGAACGGUGAUCACGACAGAUUAAAUGUAACUAGCUUGUUGACAUUCCAGUCAGUAAACAAUGACGUCAUAUGUCUCAAUGAAGAAAUAGAAAAUAAAGAGGAAAAUUGUACAGAAUAUACGAUGAGAGAAAAGCACUUCGAUGAGAAUCUUACUGAAUCGGAAACAUUAAAAACAAAAUUAGAUCCAACGGAACAAGAUGAAUUGACCAGUGAUUAUGAUAGGUCAAGUUUAGCUGGCUUGAUAACAUUCCAGCCAGAAAGCAAUGACACGGAAUGUUUCAGUUGUGAUGCAGAAACUCAAGAAGAUAGUACAACAGACGUGACGAAAACGGAAAAAGCGUGCAUCAACAAAGAUGAGGCAAAUGACAUCGACAUUCCAAAAAGUCAUCUAAAACACAUGUGCAAUUUAUGUGGAGUUCGUUAUAAUUCACAAUUAAAGUACAAGUUUCACAUGGACAGACACAAGUUCAACAAAAUAAAUAAAUAUGUUUGUUUAAUAUGCUCCAAAGAAACUAAAAAUGAAAACUUGUUGUGGGAGCACUAUAUCCACAUGCACAAGAACCCAGAGCGGUACACUUGCUUAAACUGCAACAGAACAUUCACGAACAAACCAAAUUUGGACGAGCAUCAGAGAAAAUACAGACACGUUGGUUACAGACAAUUGGUAGUAAAUGCUGAAACGGAUGAGGAUAACAAUCAGACGCAGAAGGUUACAAAACAGAAGCGAAAAUGCACCGUCUGCAGAAAAUUGAUAAGAGAUAUAGAUCCUAAUGCUAUUAACGAUCCAGCAAUGUGCGCCUCCUGCGAAGACGCCAGUGCAUAUGUGAUGGUCGACGGGGAAGGGGCGAAAGUGAUAUCACAGCGACGGUAUCACUGUCAAAAAUGUCGCAAGCACUUUAUGCGCCAGGACAGACUCGAGUUCCACGAGAUGCGACAUAACGAGAACACGGACGAGUUUAUCUGCAGCACGUGCGGUAAGGAUUUCAGCGGGGAAAAUGCUUUGUACGAGCAUUAUAUCUUCGUGCAUAAAGGGAUUAGACCGCAUGUUUGCGAGGUUUGCGGCAAGUCGUUUCAAUUGAAGGCGCGACUGAAGGAACACCUUCGGAAACACACGGGUGAGAAGCCUUAUCAAUGUGAGAGGUGCGGCCUGCGCUGCAUGACUACGCACGCACUGAAAUUCCACAUGAAGUCUCAUGUCUCCACUCGCCACACUUGCGAGAUAUGUGGCAAAGCGUUCAUCAAGAAGCAGAAUUGGAAUGAACAUCUGGAGAAGCACUGGAAGAAAGAUAAGAACAUAGCACUCUCGCGAAUAUUCACGUGUCCCGUGUGCAGCUGCGAGUUACCGACCUUCCGCAUGCUGAAGCAUCACGUGAUUGGAAGCCAUCAACUCGACCGUCAAGACCCCUUAGUAAUGAAACAAAAACCAUUGUACGAAUGUAACGAGUGUCAGGAGAAGUUCAAACAUCAAAUGUCGCUCAAGGCGCACAAGGAGAAGGUGCACGAGGGCAAAACUGUCCCUCGUGUAUUUCAGUGCGAUUUAUGUAAAGCCGUAUACAAAGUUAAACAGAUGCUAAUAAAUCACAUUAAGAGCAAGCACGAGGAAAAACAGUACAAAUGUGCGAAAUGCGAUAGGAUAUUCACGGAUAUGAAAACCCUGUACAGUCACAUUUCACUAUACCAUAAUACGAAACAGUUCAUCCGCAACGUGAACUUCAGACGAAGGGAUACCGGAGAUGCUCAGCGCCGUGAAGAAACGAACAAUCAGCCUUACCAGUGCACAGAUUGCAACAAAUCGUUCGGUAGCUAUACCGGUCGCUCAAACCAUCGCAGGAAGAUACACGGGGACAACCAAACUAAGUGUUUGGAAUGCGGAAAGAAAUAUGGCGAUCUGCAAAUCAGAAUUCACCUGAACGAUCAUCUCGGCGAACAAUUGAGACAAUGUAAAUUAGAAUCCACGUAAUGUUGCAGAAGUAAUGCAGUUAACGUGUAUGAGAUACAAAAAUAAUUCUGAAAUAAUAUAAUAUAAAAUAAUA